AUGAAAGCAUUUAGCUCUAAAAAACUAGAGAAACUUAAAAAAACUAUAAGCUACUUACAAUAUCCUGAAUAAUUUAAGUCAGAAAUUCAUUAUAAUUAUAUUGUAUUGGAUGAAAAAUAUUUGAAUUUGGGUGGUAAUUGUUUAUUACUAAACACCCCUAAGAUUAUGUAUUGGUAUUUGACAAUCCAGAUCAUGAAAAUUAUAAGUACAGAUAAAACUCAAUACAGUUUUAAGAUGUUUUAAGAGAUUUUGAUAAAGUAAAUGGUUUAAUAAAAAUUAGUGUUUUGAUGUUGAUACUUCAUUUGAAUCUCCAGAUGAUGAAUUAAUGAAAAUGGCAUUUUUUAAUGUUUUUAAUCGUCUAAAGGAACCAUCUGCUUUAGCAUAAUUCUAAGAAAUAGAAAGAGAUUUUUAAAGUAACUCAAAAAAGCGAUAAAAACAAUUUAUAAUGAAUGAACAGGGAACUUAAGUCAGAAUUAAACCUGAUGAAACUAGAUAAAUGGGUAUGGGAGGGUUCUUAAAGUACAAUCCAAUGUCUAAUAAUUGGGAGAGAACAGGUGAGAGAGUUUCUGAUGUUGCUACUCUAUUUCGAGUAUUUUUAUUGUACAAAUUAGCUAAUCAUGCAGGGUAAAAUUAUUUUUAUAAAUUUAUAGAUUCUUUAUUAGACAAUUUCUUAGUUUAGAUGGUACUAAGAUUUAUGCAGUAUUAUUUUAAGAAUUACGUAAUCUUAUAAUUGAAGCUUAAAGAACUUAUUUGAAAAAAAGGGUUAGCAUUGCAUUUUGUGAUAUUUUGUCAUUAGAACCAGUAGAUGAAGCGUAUGUAUUUUAAUAAUAAUUUAAGAUUUCGACCUUUAAGAUUUAAUAAAAUAAUUCGAUCUAAAUUAUUUGGUUCAGAUAUUACUUAUGAAACUCUUUAAAAAGAAAUAAGAAGACUAUUAAAAAUAAUAGAUUAUAAUAAAUUGGCAAGAGAGUGCAAUCAAAAUCCAUUUGAGAUAUCUGGUGAAAUUUAACAACAAAGAAAGUUGUCUGCUAAUAUUUUAAAUGCUUAUUUAUUUUAUUUAGAACAGAUUGCAAUUCAAGUAACAAAAAUUAGAAAGAAAUACAAAGAAAAUGAUUGCACAAAAAUUCUAUCAUCUCAAGAAAUCAAAGAAUUAGUUGCUGAUUUAAAAGAAUAAAGUUUUAAAUAAAAAUCAACAAAAUAAUAUGUUAGAGAUUAAAGUAAAGGAAAUUGGAAAGACACAAAUAAGAGAAAAAUAAAGGUGUAUUUGAAGCGAAAAAAAGCUUUGGAAAUAGAAUAAAUCUUAAUGAAUGCCAAACAUCAGACUGAUAAAUUAUAUGGUAAAAGAUUAUUUAGCAUGUGGGAUAGAUUAGGAAUGGAACCUUAGGGACCAUAUAUAGAAUAUUUUUAUCCAAGAAAAAAAUAGAAUUAUAACAAAUUUAUUUAAUAAGAUUCAAUUUGGACUUACCAAAUAAUUAAUGAGAAGGGAGAACGUUCAUUAUUUAACAAAAUGGAAAGAGCAAAACUUAAUAUAUCUAUUAUAAAAUAAUUAGUGAAUUUAGAAUAUCUAAGUUCAUAAGAUUAUAUAAGGGAUCAUUUAAUUCCAAAUAGUUAUUUUGAUUUAGAUGGAUAGAAAUACAAGGAUGAUCAUUAUCAACCAUUAAAAUAGGCUAAAUAGUUAAAAUAAGACUUAUUUUUUUCUAUGAAAUUAAUAUAGACAGUCAAAGCUAAAAUUCAAAAGUUUAUAGAGAAAGAUGAUCCAUUAAAGAAUGAGAAGAAAAAGUUGGAUGUAGAUGGGGGUUUAAAUGGAGAUAAUUUAUUAAAUUUAUGGGGUUUAUUAGAAGUACCUGUCCAACAUAUUUGUUCUUAUUAUGGAGAGAGAAUAGCAUUAUAUUUUAUGUUUUUACAAUUUUUUGUUUAGGAAUUGCUUCCUAUUUCUUAUUUUGGAAUUUUGACAUUUAUAGUUUAAUUACUUUAUGAUGUCGAUGCAUUAGCUAAUAAAGUAUCAAUAAUAUUUUUUACAAUAAUGAUCGUAUUUUGGUCAUCAACUUUCUAAGCAUUAUGGAUUCGUUAAGAGAUGUAAUUUUAAACAAUGUUUGGUUUAGAAGAUGUGGAAUUAAAUUAAGUUGAAUUGAUUGGAUUUGUAGGAAAACCCAAAAGAUCGAUAGCUAAUGAUAAAUUAAAUGAUUUGCAAUAUUCAUCGAAAGAGAGUUGGUUAAAAUUCUUUUUUAAUAUGAUAUUAGUAGCAAUAUUUUUACUUAUAGAAAUUGUGAUUAUAGUCUCUUUACAAUUAUUAUCGUUGUCUUUAGAAAAGAAUCCAGAUAUUCCUUAAGUUGAAUUUAUUGAAUUAUCAGUAUUUAUUCCAGCAUUGAUUUGGGUUUUUAUUGGAAUUUUGUUGGAUAAUAUUUACAGACCGGUUGCAUUCUUUUUAACCAAAUGGGAAAAUCAUAAAUAUUUGUCCUAAUUUGAGACAAGUUUUAUAAUAAAAAGUAAUAAUAUUUUAAUUAACUUAGAUUUGUUAUUUUCAACAGUGAAUCGUUUAGGUUAACCUUUCAUAAUAGCAUUUUUUUAUGAAAGAACUAUAGGAUGUGUGAAUGACAAUUAUUGUUACUCACAAUUAUAAAUAUAUAUGAGAGUCGUAUUUAUAAUUGAGUUUGGAAAACAUAUCUUAUUUGGAUUUGUACUACCAAUAAUAAAAUAAAUUUAUCAAAGAGCAAGAUAUGGAUUAGUUAGCAUAGUAGAUUUUGGUGAUUCUUUAUAAAAGAAAACGCGUAAAAUAACUAAUACUAUAUUUUAAUAGCAUAUUUUUAUUUCAAUAAAACUAUAGAGGCAGAAACCUAGAAAGAAUCCUUCACAAUUGAUUAAGUUGAUGGAACGAUUUGGGAAUAUUUAGAAUUAAAUUUAUAAUUUGCACUACUGGCUAAUUUCGGAAGUCCUUUUCCAUUAAUUUUCAUUACUGGAUUGGCAAUGAAUUAUUUAGAAUUGUUUUUGGAUAAAUUCAAAUUAAUAUGGUUAACUAAAAGACCUACACCAUAAACAGCAAGAUCAAUUGGACCAUUUGUAUACUAUAUGAAUCUAAUAUCUUAUAUAUCGAUUUUCAUAAAUAGUGGAUUAUUGUCUUAUAGUAAUUAGGAUGUAUUUGCAGAUAUCAAUAGUUUUACUUUAUUUGUAAUUUUGAUGAUUUCAUUCUUUUUGUUUAAAUUUAUAACUGAUAUCAUAUAUGGAAAUACGGAUAGUUCAGCUGAAAUGGUGAGGUAGAGACAUAAAACUAUACAGAGAAAGCUUCAUGUUGCCAUGUCAAAAAAAAACUAGAAUACUAUGUUUUUACCAUUUCCAAUAGCUAAGAUAUAUGGAACUCUAUUGCCUCAUUAAUUAAAAAAAUAAGAAUGAUGAUGAUAAAAAGUAUGAG
Molecule: messenger RNA, 3403 nt
Organism: Paramecium sonneborni
Lineage: Eukaryota; Ciliophora; Oligohymenophorea; Peniculida; Parameciidae
Source: the annotation of a GenBank genome assembly